GUGACGACAGCGCCGGCGACGGCAAGAUGGCGGCGCCCAGCUUGCUGCGCGGGGGGUUGAAACGGUUGUUCACCGGGCUAUUCGGAAACGGUUGGGUUUCGCCGCCGGCCCGAGCCCUCCGGGAGGUCGUGGAGGUGACUGAAGGCAACACGACCACAAUUGAAGGGAGAAUUAUAGAGGAUGCUGAAACACCAACUCCUCCAAACCCCUCUGGCCAGUGUCCCAUCUGUCGCUGGAAUCUGAAGCAUAAGUAUGAUUAUGUGGAUGUCUUGCUGCUGAGUCAGUUUAUCCGUUCUGAUGGAGGGAUGCUGCCACGAAGGAUCACAGGCCUCUGUUUGGAGGAGCACAAGAAGAUUGCUGUCUGUGUGCAGAUGGCUCACCGUGCAGGUUUGUUGCCAAAUCACAGGCCUCAACUUCCUGAAGGGCAUAUUCCCAAGAAACCCAAGCUCAACAGGUAUCUGACCCGCUGGUCCGUCAAAUCUGCAAGGCCCAUCUGGAGUAGGGGCCCUAAGUGGUGCAAAAAACCCAUGCCAGUCGGACACCCUUUGCUGAAGGAUAAUGUCAAAUAUACACAGAAGCCUCUCUCUUUAAACCACUAAUGGUCAGAACUGGCAUAGUAAGCACAGCCAGUUUCCACUGUUCUGCCUUUUUUGCAAGUUUGUCAGUAUCUCAAAUUUUCUUGUUCGAAAACUCUCAUUAGUACUCUAUGUUGUCUCCAGUGAAUGAGCUGUGAUCUGCUCCUCUAGGAGAAUACAAGAUUCGGCAAAGUAAAGUUCAGUGUGCAGAAUGAUUUGGAGAAACCAGGGGGCAAAGACUUUUACCUCAAAGCCAGAAAGGAGCUGAAGCCUUUUGUUUCAUUAUGGUCCAUGAUUGGGUUUUGAAAGGUUGUUUCCUUCUUUUUUCAGCAAUGAAUGGUGAUUCCCCAUUAACAUGUGUUACAACUCAGAUUUGCUGCACUUGGGCUUUUGUACAUGUGACACUGAUAGAAGAAAAAGUCUCCUGCAGCACUAUGUUUCUUUGGCAAUAACAGAAAUUGUUAAUGACUACUGAAAUUAUUUUUUUUUAAUAAUCUGUAUUAUCCAUAAUUUGCAGCAGUACACCUGUGGCAGUGGCAGACAGGCAUGUGUGCAUCUUACACAUCCCCUUAAGGAUUCCUGGCUUGUGCUUCACUCCUGGAUCUAGCAAAUACAGAAUGUUGACAUCCUUGAUGACUUGGCCUGUUUUUAUCUCUUGCAAAUACAUUUGCCACAAAUCUUCCGUGUCAGUGAUACGGCUGCUUCCUGGGAGUUUGGGGCUGAUAGGUGUGCACAUUUUUCCAUUCUGUAACUAAAAGGUGGCACCAUUUUUCUCCCUGGGCAGUACAUGUAUGCAUCUUCUACUGACCACUGCUACUUGAGAAGUGCUACUUAUAGCCUGAUAUGAAAGGCUGAUUAAAUGUAUCAGGAUCAUUA
This is a messenger RNA of Grus americana (Whooping crane), 1451 nucleotides long. RefSeq names its product mitochondrial ribosomal protein S18A (gene MRPS18A). Bases 27 to 599 code for a protein of 190 amino acids. Gene Ontology annotation, molecular function: structural constituent of ribosome; small ribosomal subunit rRNA binding. The transcript has 6 exons. Gene Ontology annotation, biological process: mitochondrial translation. The record is from RefSeq and is a predicted model, not a curated record. Gene Ontology annotation, cellular component: ribosome; mitochondrial small ribosomal subunit. Lineage: Eukaryota; Metazoa; Chordata; Aves; Gruiformes; Gruidae.